GGAGGAGGCUCUCAUUGACCAGGAGCUCUGUCUCCAGGAGAGGAAGCCCAGUGUGGACCAAGAGGACCCAGAUCCUCCACAGAUUAAAGAGGAACAGGAGGAACUCUGCAGCAGUCCAGAGGGAGAGCAGCUUGCACCGAAGCAGGAGGCCUUUACGUUGACUCCUACUUGUGAGGAAAGAGGACACGGUGAAGAUCAACUUUUGGACUUGUGUACUGAUGAAACUGAGCAUGUGGUACAGGAGACAUCUCAUAGCAACAUUUCAGUUGAAAGCACCACUGUAGUUGAACUAAACAAUGACCACCAGCUUCUCCCUCACAACUCUCAUGAAUCAGCAUUUAAGACUCAUACAAGAGUCCAUAGUGAUGAGAAACCUUUUUCUUGCAAAACAUGUGGAAAAGGAUUCAAAUAUAGUAGCAUCUUAAAAGCCCACAUGAGAGUUCACACUGGGGAAAGGCCAUAUUCCUGCAUCACCUGUGGGAAAACAUUCACUGAGACAUCAUAUUUGAAUCGUCAUAUAAGAAUCCAUAUUGGGGAGAAGCCAUAUUCCUGCAUCACCUGUGGGAAAUCAUUCUCUGUGACAUCAAAUUUGAAUCGUCAUAAAAAAAUCCAUAUUGGGGAGAAGCCAUAUUCUUGCAUCACCUGUGGGAAAACAUUCUCUGAGAGGAAGCCCAGUGUGGACCAAGAUGACCCAGAUCCUCCACAGAUUAAAGAGGAACAGGAGGAACUCUGCAGCAGUCCAGAGGGAGAGCAGCUUGCACCGAAGCAGGAGGCCUUUACGGUGACUCCUACUUGUGAGGAAAGAGGACACGGUGAAGAUCAAAUUUUGGACUUGUGUACUGAUGAAACUGAGAGUGUGGUACAGGAAACAUCUCAUAGCAACGGUUCAGUUGAAAGCACCACUGUAGUUGAACUAAACAAUGACCACCAGCUUCUCCCUCACAACUCUCAUGAAUCAGCAUUUGAGACUCAUACAAGAGUCCAUAGUGAUGAGAAACCUUUUUCGUGCAAAACAUGUGGAAAAGGAUUCAAAUAUAGUAGCAACUUUAAAGCCCACAUGAGAGUUCACACUGGGGAAAGGCCAUAUUCCUGCAUCACCUGUGGGAAAACAUUCACUAACAAAUCACAUUUGAAGUCACAUAUAAGAAUCCAUACUGGGGAGAAGCCAUAUUCCUGCAGCAUCUGCGGGAAAACAUUCGGUGACAAAUCUUAUUUCAAUCGUCAUAUAAGAAUACACAGUGGGGAAAGAAGUUCUACUGACUCAAUUGUCCACAUGAGAAGAAAUCACAAAGGUGAAACAUCAUAGAUGCAACUCUGGUGAGGAAAUAGUCUGAGCAAUUUUUCCGAUUAAAAAGACUAAACUAAAUAUAAUGUAGAGUAGGAGGAAGACAUCAACCAAAUACUUGGGUUGUGGGAUAAUAUUUGGAAACCCGACAGAAUAAGUGUGUAAAAUGUAUUGUAAGAGCCCAAAGUGUGUAUGUUGUUUAAUUGGACCUUCUCAUGUUAAGGACAUAUAUUUGAUAUACACUCACCUAAAGGAUUUUUCAGAACACCAUACUAAUACUGCGUUUGACCCCCUUUCACCUUGUGAACUGCCUUAAUUCUACGUGGCAUUGAUUCAACAAGGUGCUGAAAGCAUUCUUUAGAAAUGUUGGCCCAUAUUGAUAGGAUAGCAUCUUGCAGUUGAUGGAGAUUUGUGGGAUGCACAUUCAGGGCACGAAACUCCUAUUCCACCACAUCCCAAAGAUAUGGUAACAAGGCAUGAUGGAUCCAUGUCCUCAUUCUGUUUACGACAAAUUCUGACUCUACCAUCUGAAUGUCUCAAUAGAAAUCGAGACUUAUCAGACCAGGCAACAUUUUUCCAGUCUUCGACUGUCCAAUUUUGGUGAGCUCUUGCAAAUUGUAGCCUCAUUUUCCUAUUUGUAGUGGAGAUGAGUGGUACCCAGAGGGGUCUUCUGCUGUUGUAGCCCAUCCGCCUCAAGGUUUUGCGGGUUGUGGCUUCACGAAUGCUUUGCAGCAUACCUCGGUUGUAACGAGUGGUUAUUUCAGUCAAUGUUGCUCUUCUAUCAGCCUGAAUCAGUCGGCCCAUUCUCCUCUGACCUCUAGCAUCAACAAGGCAUUGUCCCCCACAGGACUGCCGCAUACUGGAUGUUUUUCCCUUUUCACACCAUUCUUUGUAAACCCUAGAAAUGGUUUUGCGUGAAAAUCCCAGUAACUGAGCAGAUUGUGAAACACUCAGACCGGCCCGUCUGGCACCAACAACCAUGCCACGCUCAAAAUUGCUUAAAUCACUUUUCUUUCCCAUUCUGACAUUCAGUUUGGAGUUCAGGAGAUUGUCUUGACCAGGACCACACCCCUAAAUGCAUUGAAGCAACUGCCAUGUGAUUGGUUGAUUAGAUGAUUCUAUUAAUGAGAAAUUGAACAGGUGUUCCUAAUAAUCCUUUAGGUGAGUGUAUGUUGGCGUGACGCCUCCUUUAUUUUCCUGCUUAUAUUGACAUCAUGUUUCCAACAGGUGAUUCCCGAGAUGAGCUGAUUAGGCACUUGUGCA
Pungitius pungitius (ninespine stickleback) is the source of this 2548-nucleotide messenger RNA. RefSeq names its product zinc finger protein 805-like. The transcript is spliced from 2 exons. The record is from RefSeq and is a predicted model, not a curated record. Lineage: Eukaryota; Metazoa; Chordata; Actinopteri; Perciformes; Gasterosteidae. The coding region runs from base 434 to 1306 and encodes 290 amino acids.